CGUGAGUAGUUGGAGAUUCUUCAUUCCUUUGUCGCAUCAUGGCUGCUGGAUCCCCUGUGAGUGCCACCGAGCUUCCACUUGACUUGGUGAACCCACCAGUUUCAGCCGACGAGCCUUUGGAUGCUCGCGACAUUGAAUUGGUGCAAACCACUUUCAAGAAGGUGGCGGAAGUGGGUCCUGAAGCAGCAGGCCGAAUCCUCUUUGGCCACAUCUUCCGGAUUGCACCGGAAGCCAAAGAACUUUUCUCCUUUGCCAAAGAUGAGGAGACAAUGUGGUUGCCGGGAAGCAAAUUGGAGAAGCAUGGCGCAAGGGUUGUGAACACAGUUGCCACUGCAGUGUCCAUGCUGAACGACCUUGAGGCACUUGUCCCUGUUUUGCAGCGUUUGGGCCUGCAGCACGUGGGAUACAAGGUCUUGCCACCUCACUAUGAAGUGGUGGGCCAAGCAUUCAUCGCAACCCUUGACGAUGCCUUGCAAACCGAGUUUACCGAAGCUGUGAAGAACGCCUAUCUGAAGGUAUGGAAGAUUGUGCAGGCCACCAUGAUUGGAGAGAAUUAUGCCUGAGUGACUCUCAGACUCUCAGCGCUUCUUUAUGCAAGUUCUCCCAUGUUUUAAGCGCUUCCUGUUGGAAACAGGACGUGGAUGCCAAGGCUUUUGGGCUUUUGGGCUUUUGGGCCUUGGAUAGUGAUUUCAAAAGACCCAUGCUCGUGCUGAGCAAGUUGAACAAUGGUUUAAGACCUUGUCUUGUUUCUUGAUUUUUUUUGAUCUUCGGAGCGAUGUUAGUCAUCAGCUCCGCGCAGUUUGCGGAGAGACGCAAUGCCAAAAUGUGA
This is a messenger RNA of Cladocopium goreaui, 829 nucleotides long. The record is from the annotation of a GenBank genome assembly. Lineage: Eukaryota; Dinophyceae; Suessiales; Symbiodiniaceae.